CAUACACGUCCGAUUACACGUCUAUUUAGUCACCAAGGGGCAUGACAGAGCUCUCGGUCGCUGAAAUCAAGCACACACAUUGGAACAGCAACGUGUAUGAGCCCUCAGAUGACACAUUCCUGCUAGUGGAUGUGCUCCAGGAGUAUGCUCGCAAAUGGGAGAGCAACAAGCCAAGAUGUUGCCUGGAGUUGGGCUGCGGCAGUGGCUUCGUCAUCACAUCGCUAGCGCUGCUCCUACGGCAGCUGUCCUUGCCGGUGCGGGCGCAGCUGCUGGCCAUUGACCACAGCCCCGCAGCCGCGGAGGCCACUGCACAGACGCUGCAUUCCCACCAGGUGGGGGAUGUGGAGGUGGUGAUAGCAAGCCUCUUCGGGCCGCUGCUGGACCGUUUGCAAGGCUGCGUGGACGUGCUGCUGUUCAACCCGCCGUACGUGCCCACACCCGACGAGGAGGUGGAGGGCCGCGGCAUUGCCUCGGCGUGGGCGGGCGGCUGGAAGGGCCGCCGUGUCAUAGACAGGGUCCUGCCACUGCUUCCCAAGCUGCUGUCGCCAACUGGGGAGCUCUUCAUGGUCACGGUGACGGAGAAUGAGCCCAAGGGCAUCAUAGAGGAGAUGAAGGCCCAUGGCUUUCAGGGUCGGAUAGCAGGCAGCCGGCAGGCGGACGAGGAGACCCUUUCCAUCGUCCAUCUGUGGCGGGAACCGCCGAUCACCGCAUAAAUAACAUUUAGAAGCAGAGCGUGCGUGACUUUGUGAGGGCUAGAGUCGGGCAUGGGAAGCACUGCAGGUGGUUUGCCGCCGCGCCUGUGUGCACGGGCGCCUCUGCGGCGCGACUGCCAUUUACGAUUUGCCCGCGCCAUAAUGGCCAGGAGAGGUAUUAGCAGAUGGCGGCGGUGACUGUGGCGGAUCAAGUAAAAGCGCGGCAAGAAGCAGGACAGGCAUCCGUUGUCCAGGUGGUAGCAGGUGGCUGUGGUGACUCAGGGACCGGAACUGCCACACGUGCUGGGUGGCGCCAGUCGUACUACCUCUGUGAGUGUAGGGCCGGUCGGUGGCUCAUUAUAUGUCGUGGUGCGCAGUAGUAUGCUGGUCAGUCUGGGUCGCCAUUGGAUGCCAGCUAGAGACUGUGCAUAGCCGUGCAGCGUGCCAGGUGUUGGAUUACCAGCGCUGUUGAGACUGCGCGCAGGCAGCGGGUGAAUGUGGUCGGUUGCCAUGUUGCUCAAAUGCACAGUUAUCGUAAGUUCGUAAUGGCAGCGUGGGCCGACGUGAGUAGCAGUACGAUUGCAUACGCGGCCGCAAAGGAAGCCGCUUGGCAGGGCGAACCAGGAGGCGGCAUGUUGCAAUGGAUGGCAGGGUUGAUACUACGCUGUGUCA
Messenger RNA from Chlamydomonas reinhardtii, 1364 nucleotides. RefSeq lists its product as uncharacterized. Bases 42 to 713 code for a protein of 223 amino acids. Gene Ontology annotation, molecular function: nucleic acid binding; S-adenosylmethionine-dependent methyltransferase activity; protein methyltransferase activity. The transcript has 8 exons. The record is from RefSeq and is a predicted model, not a curated record. Gene Ontology annotation, cellular component: eRF1 methyltransferase complex. Lineage: Eukaryota; Viridiplantae; Chlorophyta; Chlorophyceae; Chlamydomonadales; Chlamydomonadaceae. Gene Ontology annotation, biological process: methylation.